UGUAGGGAAGUACGAAUACAAAGUCGAUAUCGUCGUUACCUGUGUGGUCGAUAAGUGAUCGCCCAUCGUUCUUUUCAAAGCGAGAAAUUGAACUUCGAUAUCUAUAAAAUAUUUACCGAACCUCUCGUUCUGUGAUAUCGGUGUAUAGACCGCGGCAAAUUCAUUAUCCUUUUGAUAUCAUUUCGACGUUAAAGAAAUUGAAUUGUAAUUAACGUUGGAACGUUUCGUCCAAACAUAACAUUUUAAAUUAUGCAACUAUAAAGGUCCACCAUUUUGAUACGGAUAUGAAAAUUGGGCAAAUAAAAGAUAUAAUCUAAUAUAUUUACAAUAGAAAAUAAUCUGAAAUCCGAACUAUGGUGUUGUAUUCUAUCGGAUAAGAUACAUGUGCCGGUAGUUAUGCAUCUCAAGAUAUAACCAUGGAAACUAGGUCGUCAACAGCCUGUAACACUAGCAAAUCUACUGCAUCAGAUGAGUCCAAGAGUGAAAUGCAAAUGGUACUCGCCAAAAUGAUGGAAGAAAAGCAUACGUUUGCUUACAAAAAAUUAGUUGUACCUAUGUCGAUGAGAAGCAUUUAUUGGAAAUUUUUUGGGUUUCCUGCCACCGAAGACGGUGAUAUUUUAACUAAGGUCAAAAUCGUAUGUAUAUUAUGUAAGACACAAAUUGCAUAUAAUCGUAACACUAGUAAUUUGCGAAUGCAUUUGCAAAAUAAACACGCUCAAGAGUUGUUAGAAUUGGAAGCUAGUACGCCACCCCGUAGACAAGUUCUUUCUCAGGAGGCAAAGGAUCGUAGAGCGCAGAAAAGGAAAAUCAAAGCUGAAUUAUCUUCGCCGCAACAUAUUUACACUACUACUGCGGAUGGUACAGUACAAAUCGAUGGAGAUAUUCAAUUUGUAACGGAUCCAAAUAUUAAUCUAUCCAAUAUGGAAGACGACAUCACUCUAGCUCAACCAUUGAGAGUGAUGAUCAAAGGUAGUACAAAUAUCGGUAAUAACAAUCAAAACGUAGCAUUUCUUAUGCCAGAAGAUAACUCGGUGCAUCAAUUAAGUAUAGACGGUAAAACUUUAUCUGAUGCUAUCGCGGAAUUCAUAAUAAUGGAUCUACAGUUACCGGAAGUGGUAGAAGGUCAUGGAUUUCAAAGGCUCGUUGCUACGUUAAGAUCACCCUGUGAAAUUCCAAGUAAAAAGAAGCUCGAAGAAGAAAUAAUACCUAAAAUUUAUGAUACUUUUCGUGAAUCCGUGACUGCUUCCUUCGCUUGUAUGAACAACGACGUUGGAUUAACCAUCGAAGAAUGGAAAUCUAAUUUCAAUGAAAGUUUUGUGACAAUAUCUGUGUAUUACCAAAAUGCUGGUGAAACUACCCUGGAAUGUAAAGUUUUAAAUAGUUUGCAUGCGCCUUUAGACUGGGAUAAGGAUCAAUGGUGUAAUGUAAUUGAUACUUUACUACAUGAGUGGUAUCUUAAAAUUGAACGAAUAACAGCUGUGGUCGUAGGAACAUCUAGACCAGAGUUGAUAGCUGCAUUAGUGGCUAAGGGUUUAACAUUGGUACCAUGUCUCCUUCACACGUUACAAGUUUGCGCACAAGCCUGUUUCGAGAAUGCAGAAGUGGCUAAUAUUUUAUCCAAAUGUAGAACUAUUAUUGGAGCUAUUCCAAAUCAUCAGGCUUCUAUGGCUAUUACUAUGCAAGAACAAGAAAUGGAGUUUGAGGAAAAGUUCAUAGUGAUCGAUUAUCCUGGUGUUUGGACGUCCACUUAUAAUAUGAUGGAGCAAAUAGUACAUAGACAUAAUAUCAUUUCUUCUAUACUGGAUAAUUUAGAAAGUAAUGAACAAGAAACUAUUGGUUUAUCCCCCGAAGAAUGGAGAGUAGUCGAAGACCUUGUUAAUGUUCUUGAACCAUUUAAAGUAACUAUUAUGACGCUCAGCGAAGAGAAAAUGCCUCUGAUAUCUCUUUUAAGGCCAUUACUCUGGCAGCUUGUAUCGUCUCAUCUUAAAGUAAAAGAGUCUGAUAGUGAUAUAGCAAGAUCUUUUAAAGAAUCUUUGUCAGAUAUGUUGUGCGAACGAUACGCUGAUUAUAAUGUAACUCUUCUUCUUCAAAUUGCAACGUCGUUAGAUCCACGAUUUAAGCAAUUACCAUAUGCAUCGGAUGAAGACAAAGGUUUGGUUGCUACUCCUAUUAAAGAAAUGUUGACUAAGCUAAUACAGUCAGAAAAUGGUGACUUGAUUAAAAUCGAAGAAGAACAAAUGUGUAAAAAAAGCAGAUUAUCAGGUAUGGAACUAUUACUCGGUAGUUUGUGUGCAACGAAAAAUGGAAUGCCAGCGGAGGAAAAAGCCGAUCUGGAGUUAGUGCAAUAUCAAUCAGAAUCGACUGCACCUCUCGAUUAUUGUCCUUUGCAAUGGUGGGCCAAAGUAUCCGCUAAAUGUCCAAAUCUAGCUAAAUUAGCAUGUAGGUAUAAUUGUGUCCCUGCUUGUUGCGCUCCGCCAGCUCGUAUUCCUGCAGAAGUACAAGUUUUAUAUGAUACGAGGCGUGCAGCCUUACCUUCUCAUUUAGUCGAUAAAUUACUUUUCCUUCACGGCAAUCAUACGGUUUGAUUAAACUUAUUUGUUGCUUAUAAUACGAUUUUGAGAAUAUCAAUAAAUCAAGCUAUUUGGAAAUAUCUUGUAAAUAGAAUCUAAUAUUUUACGAUGAUAUGUGAUACGCUUGUUUUCACUUUUUAAAACAAGUAAUACGCACUGUAAUAAUUAUAAAAUUUCAUGCAAAUGAACAUCGGAUUAAUCUUUGAAUAUACAAUUCAACAAAAAUUACAAAAAAGAAAAGAAAAUAAGAUUUUCGUAGCUUUAAUGAAGAUACAUAUACAAUUAUUAUUUCACCAAAGUCUGAUGUCUAUUUUAAUAUCUCGUAAUAGCAGGAGGAGAACCAAAAAGUAUUUUGAGGUCGAUUGUAUUAUAGAUUUGUAUAUUUAUUGAUAUGUAUUGUGUAUAUAUGUCCCAAUAUUAACUAUUUCAUCGAUUGGCAGUAAUUAAAAUACGAUAAAUAAGGUCAUAUAUUCAAAAAAUUACGUUUAUAAUGAUUUAAUAAUGUCUCAUAAAAAUAUAAGAUUUUUCUAAGAUUUAUGAAGUAUUGUAAUUUUUACAUGAAAUCCAGAGUUAAAAUACUUAAAUGUAUAGAAUCAUCAUUCAUAUAUAAAAAGUUAUAGAUUUUUUUUUUGUACAUGUUAUCUAUACUUUGUGAUAAAGUAUAUAAACUAAUUGCCAAAAUUGAUUAUACUAAAUAUUCAAUAAAUAGUUUCUAGAAAGAAAUUAUGAUUUAUUCGUCAAAGCAUAUGUAAUGUCUUUUAAGAUGAUAAUUUUUGCAUUAGCUUUAUGCAUUUUUCUUAUUAACUUUUUCCUUCAGUUUUUUCUGAAGUAUUAACCUUAUCAACAUUUCCUUGAUAGGAGAAUUAUUUUCCGUUGCGUAAGGCAAUUGCUUAAAGGUUUUUUUUUUAAUAGAUAGAAUUCUAAUGUAAGAAUAUUUUUAUAUAGAUUAUUCGUAGCAAGUAGUUCACUUAAGAAGUUCACUUAUGAAGGAAUGAAAGAACUUUGAUAUUAAUACGUAAAAAAACAACUCCUGUAUAUGUGAUUAGCGUAUUACCAUUACGUUUAAAUAAUUUGUUUUAAAUGUCGUGGCACAUUCAAACAACGAUAGUUUAAGAUAUAUUCAAAUAUUUUCAAUAGAUCGAGUAGCAUAUAUAAUUUUAUUCUAAAAUAAUAUUAAUUCGAAAUUUUGUUAUCUUAUAUUGUAUAAAUGUAUCAAUUAGAAUCAUAAUUUCUAUGUUCUAAGCGACAUUAAGCAACAAUUGUAAAAUAGUUAAAAAUACGUACAGUUAUAAAAAAUGGAUAUUUUUAAUUGUACGUAAAACACAACUAUAAAAUCAAAUAUUACAUAUUGUACAAAAUGAAUUUUAAGCGGAAACUAUUGUUUCAUUAUAUUAUUAUAAGUUAAUUAUAUGCUAAAUUUAAUUGAUAUUUAAUUAAAAGAUUAGUUCGAUUAGAAUUACGAAUAAAUUUAAGAAACUACCAAAAUGAUUUUGAUCUUCAUAGGGAUAUAAUAUAAGAUUAGUUUUUACUUUUAUUAUUAUUAUUACAAUUAUUAUUUUUACUACUAAUCUAAAAUGUACAAUAUAUGUAUAUAUCUAUACUUACGUAAUUUAAAAUUUUAAUUGAUACAUGCAUAUUCACAAAAUGCAAACAUAAAAAAAAAAAUUUUAGCCUCAGUACCUCAUGAUUAUCAACAUUUAAAGCACGAAAAACUACCUAUUAAUAAAAGACUACCUCAACAAAAUUGUAAAUUAUUUUAUCUAAGACAACUAAAAGCUUCGUUUUAAGUAAUAAAAUAAUAGCAAAUUGUAGUCAAAAUCGUAAUCUAUAUUAAAUAUUAU
This is a messenger RNA of Polistes canadensis, 4411 nucleotides long. RefSeq names its product zinc finger BED domain-containing protein 1-like. The record is from RefSeq and is a predicted model, not a curated record. The coding region runs from base 417 to 2585 and encodes 722 amino acids. Gene Ontology annotation, molecular function: protein dimerization activity; DNA binding. Lineage: Eukaryota; Metazoa; Arthropoda; Insecta; Hymenoptera; Vespidae. The transcript has 4 exons.